CUGUGCCUUUUAACUUACAAAAGGCUGCAGCAAAUACAAGUCAACAUGACGUCAUAUUCCAGUCUCGUUUUCAUCGUCAUGAUAGUUGUAACUGUCCACGGGAAUCAACUCUGGUCGAGUUUUGGGUCGUCUUCAGUAUUAAACCCUUCAGCAGCACCCUCAGCAACAUCAAUAAACUGGUAUUUGUCUAUAACCUCAAGUCAGUUAGCCAUUAUAAGUCCAACGAAAUCAUCAACGGUGCAAUCGUCGAUGCCAUACAGUUGGAAUCAGUCUAUGACUUCAUCGAUGCAAUAUAGCAAUAAACCGUCUAGUGCAGCAUCAAGUAAUUACAAUUGGAACCCCUCUUUAUCAUCGUCGAUGCAAUACAGCUGGAAUCCGUCUAUGGCUUCGUCGAUGCAAUAUAGCAAAACUCCUUCUAGUGCGUCAUCAAAUAAUAACAAAUGGAGCCCAUCUUUAUCAUCGUCGAUGCAAUACAGCUGGAAUCCGUCUCCAGCUUCAUCGAUGCAGUAUAGCAAUAAACCUUCUCGCGCGUUAUCAAGUAACUACAAUUGGAACCCAUCUUUGGCAUCGUCGAUGCAAUACAGCUGGAAUCCAUCUAUGGCCUCGUCGAUGCAGUAUAGCAAUAAACCGUCCAGUGCAGCAUUUAGUAAUUACAACUGGAACCCAUCAUUGAUAUCGUCGAUGCAAUACAGCUGGAAUCCAUCUAUGGCUUCGUCGAUGCAAUAUAACAAUAACCCGUCUAUUGCAGCAGCAAGUAAUUACAAUUGGAACCCAUCUUUGACAUCGUCUAUGCAAUACAGCUGGAAUCCAUCUAUGGCUUCGUCGAUGCAAUAUAGCAAUAAACCGUCUAGUUCAGCAUUUAGUAAUUACAACUGGAACCCAUUAUUGGCAUCGUCAAUGCAAUACAGCUGGAAUCCAUCUAUGGCUUCGUCGAUGCAAUAUAACAAUAACCCGUCUAGUGCAGCAUCAAGUAAUUACAAUUGGAACCCUUCUUUAUUAUCGUCGAUGCAAUACAGCUGGAAUCCAUCUAUGGCUUCGUCGAUGCAAUAUAGCAAUAACCCGUCUAGCGCGUCAUCAAGUAACUACAAUUGGAACCCAUCUUUGGCAUCGUCGAUGCAAUACAGCUGGAAUCCAUCUAUGGCUUCGUCGAUGCAAUAUAGCAAUAACCCGUCUAGUGCAGCAUCAAGUAAUUACAAUUGGAACCCAUCUUUAUUAUCGUCGAUGCAAUACAGCUGGAAUCCAUCUAUGGCUUCGUCGAUGCAAUAUAGCAAUAAACCGUCUAGUGCAGCAUUUAGUAAUAACAACUGGAACCCAUCAUUGGCAUCGUCCAUACAAUACAGCUGGAAUCCAUCUAUGGCUUCAUCGAUGCAAUAUAGCAAUAAACCGUCCAGCGCGUCAACAAGUAACUACAAUUGGAACCCAUCUUUGGCAUCGUCGAUGCAAUACAGCUUGAAUCCGUCUAUGGCUUCAUCGAUGCAAUAUAGCAAUAACCCGUCUAGCGCGUCAUCAAGUAAUUACAAUUGGAACCCAUCUUUGACAUCAUCUAUGCAGUACAGCUGGAAUCCAUCUAUGGCUUCGUCGAUGCAAUAUAACAAUAACCCGUCUAUUGCAGCAUCAAGUAAUUACAAUUGGAACCCAUCUUUGACAUCGUCGAUGCAAUACAGCUGGAAUCCGUCUAUGGCUUCGUCGAUGCAAUAUAGCAAUAACCCGUCUAGUGCAGCAUCAAGUAAUUACAAUUGGAACCCAUCUUUGGCAUCGUCGAUGCAAUACAGCUGGAAUCCGUCUAUGACUUCGUCGAUGCAAUAUAGCAAUAACCCGUCUAGUGCAGCAUCAAGUAAUUACAAUUGGAACCCAUCUUUAUCAUCGUCGAUGCAAUACAGCUGGAAUCCGUCUAUGGCUUCGUCGAUGCAAUAUAGCUAUAAUCCGUCUAGCGCGGCAUCAAGUAAUUACAAUUGGAGCCCAUCUUUGGCAUCGUCGAUGCAAUACAGCCGGAAACCGUCUAUUACUUCGUCGAUGCAAUAUAGCUAUAAUCCGUCUAGCUCGUCAUCAAGUAAUUACAAUUGGAAAUCAUCUUUGGCAACGUCGAUGCAGUAUACCUCACAAUCGGUAUCCAAUAGAUUGACUACACUUACAUCAUUAUCAUCAUCAUUUGUUUGGAGUCCUUCCAGCUCACCAUUUCUAUCCAACAGUUUUAUAUAUUCAAGCUCAUCUCCAUCCUUUGCUUUGAAGCCUUCAAGUUCACAUUCAGUAUCCAACAGUUUGAUUCAUUCAAGUUCAACAUCAUCCUUUGUUUUGAAUCCUUCAAGCUCAAAUUUAGUUUCUAACAGCUUGAUUUAUUCAAGCUCAACAUCAUCCUUUGCUUUGAAUCCUUCAAGUUCACAUUCAGUAUCCAAUAGUUUGAUUUUUUCAAGUUCAACAUCAUCCUUUGCUUUGAAUCCUUCAAGUUCACAUUUAGUAUCAAACAGCUUGAUUUAUUCAAGUUCAACAUCAUCUUUUGCUUUGAAUCCUUCAAGUUCACAUUCAGUAUCAAAUAGUUUGAUUCCGUCAAGUUCAACAUCAUCCUUUGUUUUGAAUCCUACCGCCCAUUCCUUAUUUAGCAGCAGUUUAAUUCCUUCAAGCUCAUUAUCAAUGACCUCUGUCAUAAACCCAUCUUCGUCACAUUCCUUAUCUAGCAGUUUGCUUCCUUCAAACUCAUUAUCCACGUCCUAUACCUUGAAUCCAUCUAGCUCCGAUUCCCUAUCUAGCAGUUCGACAUUUGCAAGCUCAUUUACCUCGUCCUCUAUCUUGAACCCAUCAGGUUCCCAUUAUUUAUCUAGCAGUUUGAUACCUUCCAGUCCUUCGGUAUCAUCCAAUGGGUUAUACCCUUCCACUUCGUCACAAGUUUCUACUUCUCUUUUUUCAACACCACUACAGACAAGUUUAAUUUCUUCAACGUCAGCAACAGGGUCAAUAUUUAGCUCCACUACAGUAUCAGUUUCGACCUCAAGUACAUUGUUAGCAUCGAGCUCUGUCUCAGUGCCAGUAUCAAACUCAGCAACAAUAUCAGCAUCUGUUAGUAGCAGCUCUGUUAUUGCAACAGCGUCAGUGUCGGUUUCUACCUCAACAUCAACUGGUACAACUAACCCGAGCAAUAACUGCGUCCCAGGAAGUGGACUCUGCAUAAUAAAUGAUCCAGCACUAGGUUCCAAUGUACCUGGUUUGAGAAGUACAUAUCUUGUUGGCUUGGUCGCUUCGUUGCUGAUAUCGAUCCGUCGCUUGCUGUAGUCUAGACCUACUUUACUGAUCCUUUCCAAAAAAUACGCGUUCAACUGUAUCCAUAUCAGGACAGUUUCAGGACUGCUCCGAAUACAAGGCUAUUAUGCAAGAUUCUGAGAGCCUUAAACCUACUUGGUUCCAUUUCUUUUUUCGAACUGUUUAUUAUACAUUUUGUAGAUAUUAAGAAAAUCUUGUCAGCUUGUCAGCCAACAGUAAAGAGCCUGCAGGCUGGCCUAACUCUUUGCUGCUGGCAAAGGCUGCAGCAAGUACAGAUGUACUCAUUACUCAAAAUUGUGUAGUGUUAAAUUGGUUAAGGCGGUCUUUAUUUUCGAGCGGAAGGUUAAUUUAAUUUAUGCAAGUGAUGUUGGACAGUUUACUUAAAGUGCUAAAAAUUUCUUUUAAAUAAAUAUCUGUGAUAUUUAGCAAAAUGUAAAUAAAAAUUAUAUUUGUAAAAUAAAUG
Messenger RNA from Ruditapes philippinarum (Manila clam), 3715 nucleotides. Its product is annotated as serine-rich adhesin for platelets-like. NCBI's taxonomy places the organism in Eukaryota, Metazoa, Mollusca, Bivalvia, Venerida, Veneridae. The record is from RefSeq and is a predicted model, not a curated record. The coding region runs from base 46 to 3264 and encodes 1072 amino acids. The transcript has 4 exons.